AUGUUUUUAUCAGUGAGUGGAUCAGGAUUUCAUAUGAAUUAUCGUUAAGAAGUUAGACUCCCAAAAUUGCAAGGCCAUAAAGUACAGGCUUACAGUAUGCCUAAGUAUAAACAAUUAAACAGUCCAGAUGAGAAACCGACAUCUCCUGAUAGGUUUCUUAAGUACCUUAACAAUAAAGUUCAAUCUCAAUCAGGAGUUUAUAGAAACCCUGUAGCUGUUCAAUCCUCUAUGAUAUUGAUUGCAAAACAAAUGAAGUUCUCUUCUGAUCAACAUACUCAUAGACAGAAAGAGAAAUCAAUAAAAAUAAUUGAGUAAUCGAAUGAAUAUAAAUACAAUUUGGGAUUGGGAAACAACCAUGAAUUAGUAUAAAGAAUUAUGGAUACCAGAGUCGAUUGGUAGCAAACUAAGGAUAAUUCAUCGAUGUUUGUUAAUUUUAGAUGGCAAUAAUGGAAUAGAGGUUACAAAUAUGAUAGAUUGAUCUUGAAUAAUUAAUACAAAUAGAUGGUUAAUCAUUUUGAAAAUCAUCCAGAACUAAGUAACAAAUAAUAUUUGUUUAGAAAUCUCUGCUCAUAUUCUGAACAAAACAAAUAAAGUGUAUAUGAUUCAGUUCCGAUAACAUUUGUGUUAGAUUUUAAAGAUGACUCUGUUGACUAGCAAUUUACAUAAUUUGUCAAAUUCUUUGAUAAGUAUGCUCCCAAGAAGAUUGAUCAAAUGGCAAAAAAAUUAGUGGAAUAUAAAAAGAAAUUAAAAAUUCCAGUCUAACCUAUGAAUGAUAAGAAAAUAUAGCCAAUUCCCAUUAGAAUACCAAAAACAUAGAGUGGCAAUUAAUAUUUAUGGCUAUUGAAACCCACCUUUUUGAACAGAGGACAAGGGAUUCAUGUCGUUAAUGAUUUAGAUACUAUAAUAUCACUCAUUUGUGAAUACCAGGAAGGACAUUAAACUGUAGAAGAUGAAGAUCCAAAAAAUAACAAAAAAAAUAAUAAUAUCAAGGCUAAUUCCUUUGUAAUUCAGAAGUAUAUAGAAUAACCAUUUCUUAUCAAUCAAAGGAAAUUUGACAUUAGAGUAUGGGUAUUAGUUACCUAAGAUCUUCAUUGUUAUUUUUUCAAAGAAGGUUACAUUCGUACUUCUUGUGAGAAUUAUAACACUGAAGAUGUAAGUAACUAAUUUAUUCAUUUGACCAAUAAUGCCAUUUAAAAAUACUCUGAAAAAUAUGGAGAGUUUGAAGAUGGAAAUCAAUUGUCAUUCGAUGAUUUUUAAAAUUAUCUUAAUCAAUAAGGAUUCAACAUUGAUUUUUAAUAAAAUAAUGUUACCAAGAUGAAAUAACUAGUUUGGAUGUCUAUGCAAUCAGUGAAGAGAAAGCUAAACCUUCAUUAAAGGAAAUUUUGUAUGGAAAUUUUUGGAUAUGACUUCAUAAUAGAUCAAGAUUUUAAGACAUGGUUGAUAGAAAUUAAUACUAAUCCUUGUAUUGAGGAAUCAAGUGGAAUAUUAAAAAUGUUAUUACCUAGAAUGUUAGAUGAUGCAUUCAAAAUGACAAUUGAUGUGUUAUUUCCACCAAAAUAAAAGUUAGAAAUAGUCGAAUCUACAUUUCCAGUUAAUAAAUAUUCAAACACAGAAUCACUAUGGGAAUCCAUUGGAAAUCUUGAUUCACCAAAAACCGCCACAAAACAGAGUGCUCUACUUUUACCAAAUUAGUUAUCCUCACAAAUUUAAUAAUUUCAGACUAUCCUACCAAUAUACUAAGGAGAUCUAUGA
Molecule: messenger RNA, 1752 nt
Organism: Paramecium tetraurelia
Lineage: Eukaryota; Ciliophora; Oligohymenophorea; Peniculida; Parameciidae
Exons: 5
Biological process (GO): protein modification process
Source: RefSeq, a predicted model, not a curated record